Messenger RNA from Salarias fasciatus (jewelled blenny), 1770 nucleotides. RefSeq names its product pyroglutamyl-peptidase 1-like. Gene Ontology annotation, cellular component: cytosol. Gene Ontology annotation, molecular function: pyroglutamyl-peptidase activity. Bases 203 to 847 code for a protein of 214 amino acids. NCBI's taxonomy places the organism in Eukaryota, Metazoa, Chordata, Actinopteri, Blenniiformes, Blenniidae. Gene Ontology annotation, biological process: proteolysis. The transcript has 6 exons. The record is from RefSeq and is a predicted model, not a curated record.
CGCGGAGAUUGGCCCAAAAUGACGUUGGUUUCCGGUUCGAUUUGAAUAAGGGGCAGAGCCGGUCUUUAUUGCCAUGGAGACUUUAGCUGUGAGGCAGAAGAAGAGAAAACAGCCAGCGCAGACAAUCCCGGGAUCUUUGUGCAGGAUAUCUGAUCCCUUUAAUAUUCAUCUGUAGCAAUCCCAGCCAUACCCACUGAGAACAAUGGCCAAUAAGAAGAAAGUAGUGGUGACAGGGUUUGAGCCAUUUGGAGAUCAUGCAGUAAACUCCAGCUGGGUGGCAGUCCAGGAGCUGGAGCGAUUAGGACUGGGCGAGGCUGUAGAUCUGUACGUGUGUGAGGUGCCGGUUGAAUACCAGGCCGUGCAGUGCCUCCUGCCAUCUCUGUGGAAAGAACAGCAGCCGCAGCUGGUGGUCCAUGUGGGGGUUUCCGGGCUCGCCACGACAGUCACUCUGGAGCAGUGCGGCCACAACAAGGGCUACAAGCGCCUGGACAACUGCAGCUUCUGCCCAGCCUCUCAGUGCUGCAUGGAGAACGGUCCAGACUGCAUCAAGUCCGUCCUGGACAUGGAGACCAUCUGUGGGAGGGUGAAUGAGUCCAACAUGGGGAUCACUGUGUCUGUGUCCAAGGAUGCCGGAAGGUACCUGUGUGACUACACCUACUACACCUCUCUGUACCUGGGCCGCGGCCGCUCCGCCUUCGUGCAUGUGCCCCCGCUGGGGAAACCCUACAGCAGCCAGGAGCUGGGAAGAGGCCUGCAGGCCGUCAUACAGGAGAUGCUGACCCUGCUGGAGGGGGAAAACACCGAGGGGGGGGACACACACAACAGGCUCUGCUACCACAAACAUUAACACCAGCACGGCCGCCGAUCGCCACUCGCAGCUCAACAACACGGCCCAGAGCUUCAGAGCCAGGCUAGAUUAACAUGGAACAACGAGAAGCCAAAAAAGUUGGGUUAUUGUCUAGAAGACUCUCUAAUGUUUCAACUUAAAAAAACAAAACAAAACAAAAAAAAAACUCCUUUUUUUUUUUAUUCACACAAACAAACAUUUCCACUCCUUUAUAAACCACUGGCCAAACUUUUAUUUUUUUUUUAAAUCAUAUUGAAAUUUAAUUGACCACAAUUUAGUCAUUUUAUUUUUAAGUUUAAAUGUUUUAAUGAUUUGCUUGAUUCAUCCCUUUUUUUUUUUUUUUUUAAGAGUCCCAACUUUAUUGGAAACGAGGGAUUCAUGUAGGUCAUGUUCCAGGUCCCGAUGAUCCAGUAGAAAAUAGCUAAAAUAUCUAUUUAAUGUUAAGUUAAUGUUUGUGUGCGUGUGUGCGUGUGUGCGCGUGUGCGUGUGUAUGUGUGUGUGAGAGAAACUGGGAUUGAUGAACAUGUGAUGUAUCUGCCUUUGAUCUUCCAUGACACUGUGAGAAUCCAAACACUGAGACUUCUACGGCCCCAUUAAUGUUAGUGAGUCAUUUAUUGCUCUGAUGUUCUCAGCAAACCUUCACAUGGAGUUUUGGAGUUCUGCACUCUUUCGUUGCCACCGUCAGCCUGUUUCAGGAUAUUUCUCUUCUCUCUCCGCACAUCUUCAGAAACAUGCUGUCGUUCCUUUGUGUUGCUUGGAUUUGCACCAGAAAACUACGACGACGAGAACAUGGUGAAAAUGUCAAGAUUUGUUCUUCUCAGGGAAAAUGUUGCGCAUGCAAUCACCGUUAACAAAUGUGAAUUUGUAAGUUCUGUGUAUGUGAAACGAGGCUUUGCCAGGCAGAGCCAGUGUAUCUGUAUUAA